GAGUUAUUCGCGCGGCGUUGCUUCGAAGCUGUCGGAAUUAUAUCCUCCCAGGCUGGUCGACGGAAUUCCUGGAUCCCCUUGAGAAUAAAAUUGGAAUUGCCGGAAUUGGAAGGUCUGUGAGUGCUAUAUCCACGCACGACAACAUCUCGGGUUCAACCUCAGUUCGCGGGAGGAUUUGCUUCCACGCACUCAUCGCGUCCCAUUCUUAGAUCGCUGGGAUGGCCCCCCCGUUUCUCCUGAUUAUGUUGGAAUCUCGACUGUUGGAACCAUGAUGCUGAUGCCUGGUGCUAGAUUCCCGUCCGGUCGCGCGUCGUCGCCAUGGCUGACCCCACUGAUUUGAAUCUCGACGCGCCCAGCGAUCUUCAGGAUAUCCCGGAGAUGUCAAUGCAGCUUCUUCCUCCACCGGAGGGAACGUAUCCUGACAAAGCUUCACUUCUUGCCGCUGUGCAGGCACACGGGAAAGUCCACGGAUACAACGUGGUGGUCAAGUCAUCGAGCACGCCCACCGAAAAGAAACCAGGGCGAACAGCCAAGGUCUGGCUGCGAUGUGACCGUGGUGGCCACUACCGCCCGCGGAACGGUCUGACCGAAGAGACCAGGAAGCGAAGGCGCACCUCCCGUCUGAUGGAUUGUCCGUUCAUGCUGGUUGCAGCUGGAACUCCUGGCAUCUGGACAUUGACUGUCCUGAAUCCCACCCACAACCAUGGCCCGAUUGUAGAGAAACCCCGGCAGGUUCCUCAUCACAAAGUCCGGAAGGGUCAAAUCGCGGCAGUUCCGUAUGACUGGCCACAUGACGCGACCCUCACGCCGUAUACUACUGCCUUGGUUAUCAUCGACAUGCAAAAAGAUUUCUGUGCUCCGGGUGGAUAUAUGGAAUUCCAGGGCUACGACAUAUCUGCCGCGCAGGCACUGAUUCCGAAGCUUCAGCAUCUGCUGAACACUUUCCGCUCUGCUGGAUUUCCGGUUUAUCAUACUCGCGAAGGACAUCGCCCGGAUCUAUCGACUCUCUCCAGUAGAGAGGCCUAUCGGUCAAGGAACAAUGGAUCUGGACUCGGGAUUGGAUCGCCGGGUCCUCUCGGUCGUCUUCUGAUCCGGGGCGAGGUUGGGCACGAUACCGUUGACGAACUGUAUCCCAUCCCCGGCGAACCGGUGAUCGAUAAACCCGGCCGGGGGGCCUUUGCCCAUACUGAUUUCGAACUCCUGCUCCGGAACAAAGGCAUCAAGAAUCUUGUGCUUGCAGGGGUCACCACCGAUGUGUGUGUUAGCACGACGAUGCGCGAAGCCAACGACCGGGGGUUCGACUGUGUUGUCCUGGACGACGGCACUACGGCCAGUGAGCCGCAUCUGCAUGUGAACACGAUAGAAUCGGUCAAAAUGGAGGGAGGGAUCUUUGGUGCAGUGGCUAAACUGGAGGAUGUAGUGCAAGCGGUGGAAAAUUUCAAAGCCGUCACCGUGAAGAAGCUGGCUCCUCAGAUGUCAGUUUGAUUUUCUUUUUUUUUUCUCUCUCUCUCUCUUGCUCUUGCUCUACUUGGUUCCCUGAAAAUUGCGUGAAAGCAUGAUUUAGCGGGUUUUUCAUGUUCCAAUCAUUUUGUUUUGUUUUUUUUUUUUGGGAAGGGAUUUAAGACGAUGUACUGGACGUUUAUAUGAAUGAUCAACAUCUUAUUCUUAAAGUGCGAACCAAUCUCAACGCCUCCUCAGGAAACAAAAACACUAAAUGAAAGAAAAGACAAGAAAAGAAAAGAA
Aspergillus ochraceoroseus IBT 24754 is the source of this 1743-nucleotide messenger RNA. RefSeq names its product cysteine hydrolase family protein. NCBI's taxonomy places the organism in Eukaryota, Fungi, Ascomycota, Eurotiomycetes, Eurotiales, Aspergillaceae. The record is from RefSeq and is a predicted model, not a curated record. Bases 319 to 1485 code for a protein of 388 amino acids. The transcript has 4 exons.